This is a messenger RNA of Clarias gariepinus (North African catfish), 2458 nucleotides long. It is a transcript of the gene dkk2, whose product is annotated as dickkopf WNT signaling pathway inhibitor 2. The record is from RefSeq and is a predicted model, not a curated record. Gene Ontology annotation, cellular component: extracellular region. The transcript is spliced from 4 exons. Gene Ontology annotation, molecular function: receptor antagonist activity; co-receptor binding. Lineage: Eukaryota; Metazoa; Chordata; Actinopteri; Siluriformes; Clariidae. Bases 233 to 1000 code for a protein of 255 amino acids. Gene Ontology annotation, biological process: multicellular organism development; negative regulation of canonical Wnt signaling pathway.
CCGGUCCUCCCGCACGGAUUAACCGAGAGAGAGAGAGAGAGAGAGAGAGUAUACACCAUGCUCACCGCCUAAACUCUUUGUUUUAAAUCACACACACACACACACACUCUCUUCCCUCCCACGGUUACUUUUUGUUCGGACUCACUGCGCGGAUUUGUGUUUUAUUUUAUUUUUUUAAUGCGCGUGUAAUUGACCCCCCGCAGCCCUUUAAUUCCCCGCACAGUACAGGAGGAUGCUCGCGCUGACGCGGAGCUCGUGCUGGCUGCUCGCGCUGUUGUUGAGUCACGCGGGAGUCGGAGCGACCGGCCACAACAACAACUCCAUCAAAGCGGCGCCGCUCGGAGAGGAGCCCACCGCCUCCUCCUCCUCCUCUUCCUCCGCCGCGUCCGCGCGCCCGGGCAGCAGCGCGCCUCACGCGCCCCACGCACCGCAGAAGAAGGCCAACGUGCCCGUGCAGGUGUACAGCAGUGAGAAACAGUGCAGCAGCGAUAAGGACUGUGCGGUCAGCAGUUACUGUCACACGUCUCAGCAUGCUCCAUCGCGGUGCGCGCCCUGCCGCCGGAGGAAGAAGCGAUGCUCCAGAGACGCCAUGUGCUGCCCUGGGAACCGCUGCAGCAAUUCUAUCUGCGUCGCGUUCCCUGAGAACCUCAAGACCCAUCACAUCUCGGAUUUAAAGGAGCAGAAAAAGCUGAGCAAAGACAAGGGCUGGAAGAAGAGCGGGAAAGUCCAGACCAAGGUCUCCCUUAAAGGUCACGAGGGCGACCCGUGUCUGCGUUCCUCAGACUGUUCAGAGGGUUACUGCUGUGCCCGUCACUUCUGGACCAAGAUCUGCAAGCCGGUGCUGCGCCAAGGCGAAGUGUGCACCAAACAACGCAAGAAAGGCUCGCACAACUUGGAGAUCUUUCAGCGCUGCGACUGCGCCAAAGGCCUGGCGUGCAAAGUGUGGAAGGACGCCACGUCUUACUCCAGGUCCAGACUGCACAUGUGCCAGCGGACCUGAGAGGAGCGAGGGAGCGCCGGCGAACGAGGGAACUGCAACCGGAAUGUGUCCCGUGUUCCCUCCAGGGAGCGAGGUGGAGAGGACGUCCUCUUCCCAGGACUCAGAAAUAUGUGAAGGGGAAACAUGGAUAAGCGAGAAGAGAUAACAGUGAGACAGAGAUUAAUCUGGGCCAGUGUGUGUGUGUGUGAGUGUGUGUGUGUGUGUGUGUGUGUGUGUGUGUUUUGUAUGUGUGCACAUGCUUGUGGAUUUGUAAUGAAUGAUUGGCAUUCGAUGAUUGAGGUUCAUGAUGAGAUUCAGCUUUGGGUCGUUGUUUUUAUUUUAUUUUUACAAAGCAUCUAAUCAUGAUUUAUUUUGCUGCACAUGUUUUAAAGAGAUUUAUUUGAAAGCCAUAUUACUUACUGCCUUAACAACAGGUAAUAAGGGAAUGAAAUAAUUUCACUGUCUGUAUGAAUUUAGGCUUGACGGCGAUUCAGGACAGGACCGAGUUCUCCAGCGCACAGAUUUCAGGCACAUUCUGCCAGGCGUCAGGAUAAUCUAUCAGAAAUGACCACUAUGUUCCGUGGAUUCUAGAAAAACACACACACACACAAUAUCUUCUUACUGUCCUGUUAUACACUUUAGUAGGCUAUAUAACCACAUGUUCAUAUCUGUUAGGUCAACCGCAUCUCAUUUCAAGCUUAUUACUUUUUUAUAAGCACUCAUUGUAUUUGUAUAUUGUCAAGAAAAAAAAAAUGCACACCGUCACUUAGUCUCAUCAACGCUUGAAAUUGCAAAGGUACCAUGCUGCUUUACUGAUACAGGGCUGUAUUCAGUGUUGCUGAUUGAAGUCCACAAAGUGCAUCAAUAUUUAAACAGGGAGAUAUGUGUGUACGCUUAUAAAAUAGCACUUGAUCCAGCAUAUCCUAUCAUUUUACCUUUUAUUUAUUCAUCUCACGCUUAUUGACAACUUAACAGCCGGAGGGUCGUCAGAAUGACUGCACAGGAUAUUUGGUUAUUUUCCCAUGAUGUUUUUUUUUCUCGUUUUUUCAUUUUUAGUAUAAUUAAUAAUCCGAUGUGCGACCCUGUAUAGGAAACCCGUCCACGGUUAGAAGGUUAAGCUGCCCAAGUAUUCGUCUGUGAUGCUUCCAGCUCAUUUUAAUUUAUACUUACAGUACAGUACAGUACAUGUCAGAUGUCAGAUUUUUUUUUCAUUGCCUUUAAAGGGAUGGUACUAUUAAUUAAUUAUUAGUGUCAAUUUUAUGUAUCUAAUACUGGCUCUAAAUUGCACUACGGCAUUUUUUUGUGUUUGUGUAUUCGCAGCGUAAAAACGGUAAGAGAAUGGAACUGGACUUAGUACUGAUCCAUCGCUCAAGUUGAGAAAACUGGGUCUAGAAUUGUGUUUAACCGAAACGUGUCUUCUGAAUCACGCAUAAAGGGGAACGAUUAGCUCUGAUGAGUCUCCAGUGUGUGUGUGUGUGU